AUGCUCCUUAAAGGUAACCAGAGCUAUCAAGGAGAAUUCAUCUUAUUGGGAGUAGCUGACCGCCCACGCUUGGAGAUGGCGCUCUUUGCCAUUAUCCUGAUAUGCUACACGAUGACCCUUCUGGGCAACACAACCAUCAUUGUGGUGUCAUGGUUGGAUCCAAAUCUCCACGCCCCCAUGUAUUUCUUCCUCAGCAUCCUCUCCUUCCUUGAUCUCUGUUACACCACCAGCCUUGGCCCACAUAUGCUGGUGAACUUCUGGAGAAAAAGCAAGACUAUCACCUACGGUGGCUGCGUAGUUGAAUUGUACAUCUCUCUUGGUUUGGGUUCUACGGAGUGUAUUCUGUUAGCUGCCAUGGCCUACGAUCGCUAUGCUGCGGUCUGCCAGCCAUUGCACUACACUGCCAUUAUGAGCCAUUCCAAAUGCAUCAAAAUGGCUGCUGUCUCCUGGAUCACUGGCUUCAGCAACUCACUUGUGCAGACGGUGAUGACCCUCAGCCUCCCACGGUGUGGGCAGAACCAGAUAGACCAUUUCUUCUGUGAGGUGCCAGCCAUGAUCAAACUGGCCUGCGUUGACACGUCACUCAAUGAAGCUGAACUCCUUGCUUCUUCUGUGGUGAUCCUUCUAUUACCUCUGUGCCUCAUCACAGUUUCUUAUGGCUACAUUGUAGCUGCCGUGCUGAGGAUUCGCUCGGCUGAGAGCAGGCUGAAGGCCUUCAACACCUGUGCCUCCCACUUGAUUGUGGUGUCGCUCUUCUAUGGCACAGCCAUUUUCAUUUACCUCCAGCCCCCAUCCAACUACUCCCGUGACCGAGGAAAGAUGAUUUCCCUUUUCUAUACAUUUGUCACCACCAUGCUUAAUCCAUUGAUCUAUACUCUGAGGAACAAAGAGGUACACAAAGCCUUAAGAAGAGCAGUGAAAAAGAACUGA
Molecule: messenger RNA, 930 nt
Organism: Elgaria multicarinata webbii
Lineage: Eukaryota; Metazoa; Chordata; Lepidosauria; Squamata; Anguidae
Product: putative olfactory receptor 2B8
Exons: 2
Coding region: 1-930 (309 amino acids)
Biological process (GO): detection of chemical stimulus involved in sensory perception of smell; G protein-coupled receptor signaling pathway
Cellular component (GO): plasma membrane
Molecular function (GO): olfactory receptor activity; G protein-coupled receptor activity
Source: RefSeq, a predicted model, not a curated record